UUGGCAUCGAUCCCUCGACCACCCUCAGUCAGCAUGUAGCACACAACCCCGUCCUUUCGGCCUUUCGCGAUGUUAAAAAAUGGUUGAUUUCAAACACCUCCUAAACGCUCCGAUUAUCGCCAAAAAAUCCGUUCUAGUUCAACGCAAAUGGCGCAAGAGAAAAAAUAAAGUGUGCAAGACCGAACUGUCAAAUGACAUUGCACGUGUUUGCGGCCAUGAAACUCCAAGAGCCAGAAAACGCUGCAUCAUCUUUAUUGUUAUCAUAAUUAUUAUCAUCGCUUGCAUCGCCUUCGCCUAUCAUUAUGGGUUCCUAAGUUCAAGCAAGGAGGAAGAAGAGCUCAGACCCCCAAACCCUGAGAAAGCCCUACCACCAUCGGCUUCCGUCUUGAGGCGCUUCAAAAGGGCUGCCGUGUGUGCAGACGGGGCAACGUGUGCAAAAAUCGGAAGAUCAAUCCUAGACCAGAAUGGCAGUGCUGUGGACGCCGCCAUCGCCACGUUAUUCUGCAACGGGAUUUACACCAUGCAGAGUAUGGGUCUUGGGGGCGGCUUCCUCAUGACCAUCUACAUCAAAGACCAAAACAAAGCCUACACUCUAAACGCUCGCGAAAAAGCCCCCUUGAAAGCCACACCCGACUUGUACAAAGACGACCAAUUUAUUUCCCGAAAAGGGGCUCUAGCCAUCGCAGUGCCCGGCGAACUCAGGGGCUAUCAAGCGGCCCACGAAAAAUUCGGCAAACUCGAAUGGUCAAAGCUGGUCGAACCCAGCAUAGAAUUGUGCGAAAAAGGCUACAACAUGUCCAAACACCAGCACGAAUCCUUGAAAGAGGCCAGGAUUGUGAACGAUACGAAUUUGAAGGAGUGGUUUUUCGAUUCUGAGGGUAAAUUCAAAAAAAUGGGCUCGACAAUAGUUCCGAAAAAAUUAUGUGAGACGUUACGAUUGAUUGCGAAAAGUGGCGGUCACGACCUUUACAAUGGCACUUUAAGCAAGAUGUUGGUAGAAGACUUGGAGGAAAUCGGUAGUAUUAUAACCAAAGAAGAUUUAGAAAGUUACCAGGCCGAAUGGAUGGACCCCAUCGAAGUGGAGCUCCGCCACCACGAAAAACUCUAUUCCGUUCCGCCACCAGGCUCAGGGGCCCUUCUAGCGUUUAUUUUAAGCAUCCUGGAUGGGUUCAAAUUCAAACCACAUGAUCUGGAAGGCGUUCAGAACACAGUUCAGACGUACCACAAAAUAAUCGAGGCUUUUAAAUACGCGUACGCCAAAAGAACUGAAUUAGGUGAUACUAACUUUGUACACAUUUCUGAUUUAUUACGUAAUUUAACUUCGCACGAAUAUGCCGAAAGUAUCAGGAAGGAAAUUCAGGAAAAUUCGACCAGUAAUGAUCCCAAAGACUACGGAGCGGUUUUUUACAGCAAGGAGGACCAUGGCACAGCUCAUAUCUCCGUUCUGGCCGAAAAUGGGGACGCAGUCUCGGUCACAAGCUCCGUCAAUUUGUAUUUCGGGGCCGGUCUGACGUCGCGCCAAACGGGCAUUAUUCUGAACAGUGUCAUGGACGAUUUUUCAUUCCCCAAUUUCCAAAAUUAUUUCAAUUUGCCUGGAUCUCCCAACAACGAACUGAGGCCUGGAAAACGGCCGUUGUCCUCAAUGAGCCCCACUAUCCUGGUGGACGAGCACGGGGACGUAAAACUGGUUCUGGGGGCUUCGGGGGGCACGAAAAUCACCACAUCUGUGGCGCUGGUAAUUAUGCGCACGCUCUGGUUCGGCCAGAACAUCAAAGAGGCCAUCGACGCCCCUCGAAUCCACCACCAGCUCUACCCAAUGCAAGUUCAGUACGAAUAUGGCACAUUACAACAAGUAGUCACUGGUUUGGAGGCCCUAGGGCACAAGACUAGCCGUUACACCGACGCAGGCUCCAUAAUUUGUGCCCUUUACAACACCUCAGGCCUAAUCCAAGCCAACGCUGACCACCGCAAAGGCGGCGAUGUUUACGGACUGUGAAUUGUUUUGUUGCACUUCCCCUGUUUUCGCCAUUAAUAAAUUCUAAUUUAGUGA
Tribolium castaneum (red flour beetle) is the source of this 2050-nucleotide messenger RNA. RefSeq names its product scoloptoxin SSD14. Gene Ontology annotation, biological process: glutathione catabolic process. The record is from RefSeq and is a predicted model, not a curated record. Lineage: Eukaryota; Metazoa; Arthropoda; Insecta; Coleoptera; Tenebrionidae. Gene Ontology annotation, cellular component: plasma membrane. The transcript has 9 exons. Gene Ontology annotation, molecular function: glutathione gamma-glutamate hydrolase. The coding region runs from base 80 to 1996 and encodes 638 amino acids.